GGCGGGCGGGGUUGGGUGCGCGGGGCGGCGGCGGGCGCUGAGGGGAGGCAGGAAAAUGGCGCUGACGCAGGGAACGAAGCGCAAAGUCUGCUACUACUACGAUGGGGACGUUGGGAACUACUAUUAUGGCCAAGGACAUCCCAUGAAACCCCACAGGAUCCGGAUGACCCACAACCUGCUGCUGAACUACGGCCUCUACAGGAAGAUGGAGAUCUAUCGUCCUCACAAGGCAAAUGCAGAGGAGAUGACCAAGUACCACAGUGAUGACUACAUCAAAUUCCUGAGGUCCAUCCGCCCUGACAACAUGUCUGAGUACAGCAAGCAGAUGCAAAGAUUUAACGUUGGGGAGGACUGCCCUGUGUUUGAUGGGCUGUUUGAGUUCUGUCAGCUCUCUGCUGGAGGCUCUGUGGCCAGUGCAGUGAAGCUGAACAAGCAGCAGACAGACAUUGCAGUGAACUGGGCAGGAGGCCUCCACCACGCCAAGAAGUCGGAGGCUUCUGGCUUCUGUUACGUCAACGACAUCGUCUUGGCCAUCCUGGAGCUCCUGAAGUAUCACCAGAGGGUGCUGUACAUCGACAUCGACAUUCACCACGGGGAUGGUGUGGAGGAGGCCUUUUACACCACGGACCGUGUCAUGACCGUGUCCUUCCAUAAGUACGGGGAAUACUUCCCAGGAACAGGGGACCUGCGGGACAUUGGUGCAGGCAAAGGCAAGUACUACGCUGUGAACUAUCCCCUCCGGGACGGCAUCGACGACGAGUCCUAUGAAGCCAUAUUCAAGCCUGUGAUCUCCAAAGUCAUGGAGACAUUCCAGCCGAGUGCUGUUGUCCUGCAGUGCGGAUCAGAUUCCCUCUCCGGGGACAGGCUGGGCUGCUUCAACCUCACCAUCAAAGGUCAUGCCAAGUGUGUGGAGUUUGUGAAAAGUUUUAACUUGCCCAUGCUGAUGCUGGGAGGGGGCGGCUACACCAUCAGGAACGUGGCCAGGUGCUGGACCUAUGAGACUGCUGUGGCUUUGGACACCGAAAUUCCCAAUGAGCUUCCAUACAACGACUAUUUCGAGUACUUCGGGCCAGACUUCAAGCUCCACAUCAGCCCCUCGAACAUGACCAACCAGAACACCAACGAGUACCUCGAGAAGAUCAAGCAGCGCCUCUUCGAGAACCUGCGCAUGCUCCCGCACGCCCCCGGGGUGCAGAUGCAGCCCAUCCCCGAGGAUGCUGUUCAGGAGGACAGCGGAGAUGAAGAGGAAGAUGACCCUGAGAAACGCAUUUCAAUCCGCAAUUCCAACAAGAGAAUAUCCUGUGAUGAGGAAUUCUCCGACUCAGAGGACGAAGGGGAAGGAGGGCGCAAAAACGUCGCCAACUUUAAGAAAGCCAAGCGUGUGAAGGCAGAGGAGGAAAAGGAGGAAGAGGAGAAAAAAGAUGAGAAGGAAGAGGAAAAAGCGAAAGAGGAGAAAGCAGAACCCAAAGGGGCGAAGGAAGAGCCAAAAUCCACCUGAGCUGGACGGGCCUGUCCGUGCGUAGUUUGUCGUAGGUUUUUAGCUCCCGGGUUGCCUCCUAUUCCACAGGAUUUAUAUUUUA
Pipra filicauda (Wire-tailed manakin) is the source of this 1580-nucleotide messenger RNA. It is a transcript of the gene HDAC1, whose product is annotated as histone deacetylase 1. Gene Ontology annotation, molecular function: histone deacetylase activity. The record is from RefSeq and is a predicted model, not a curated record. The transcript has 14 exons. The coding region runs from base 56 to 1498 and encodes 480 amino acids. NCBI's taxonomy places the organism in Eukaryota, Metazoa, Chordata, Aves, Passeriformes, Pipridae.